UCGGCCAGUGCUCGGCCCGGCCCGGCCCGGCCCUAUAUCCCCGCGCCCGGACGGGACGGGACGGGACGGACGCGCCGGCGCCGCUGCCGCCCGCAGCCUCGCGCAGCCGGCCGUCGGGGCCCGUCGGGGGCCGGCAUGGAUUACUCCUACCUCAACUCCUACGACUCCUGCAUGGCGGCCAUGGAGGCGUCCGCUUACGCCGACUUCAGCCCCUGCAGCCAGGCCGGCACCUUCCAGUACAGCCCGAUCCGGAGCGGCUUCGGCGCCAGCCCGGCCUGCCCGCCCCUGCCCGCCGCCAGCUGCGCCCUGGGCGCCCUGCGCGACCACCAGCCCUCGCCCUACGCCGCAGUGCCCUACAAGUUCUUCUCGGACCCGUCGGGCAUCAACGAGAAGCGCAAGCAGCGCCGGAUCCGCACCACCUUCACCAGCUCGCAGCUCAAGGAGCUGGAGCGGGUCUUCGCCGAGACGCACUACCCCGACAUCUACACCCGUGAGGAGCUGGCGCUCAAGAUCGACCUCACCGAGGCCCGGGUGCAGGUCUGGUUCCAGAACCGGCGGGCCAAAUUUCGCAAGCAGGAGCGAGCGGCCAACGCCAAAGGCGCCGGCGGGGGCAGCAAUGGCGGUGCCGCGGCCAACAAGAAGUCGGACCCGCGCUCCUCCUCAGAAGAUGACGAGUCCAAGGAGUCCAACUGCAGCCCCACGCCCGACAGCACCGCCUCGCUGCCCACCGCCGGCGGCCUCAGCCCCGGCAGCAGCCUGAGCCCCAGCCCCGGCACGGGGCAGGGCAUGGCCCCCGGCCACGCCGCCCAGCCCCUAAAGGCUCCUCUCUGGCCCGGGGUCAGUACUAGCAACGGCCCCAGCAACACGGCCGAGCUGCUGAAGGCUUGGCAGCCGGCCGAGGCCAUGCCCGGACCUUUCUCCGGCGUCCUCUCCUCCUUCCACAGGAAGCCCAACGCCCUCAAGACGAACCUCUUCUAAUGGACUGGGCCUGCCGAUGCCGCCAAGCCACCCUCCCUGCCCCUCUCCCAGCCGCCCGCCUCCGAGGUUUCUCUCCCGCUUGGCCCCGGCGCUCCUGGCAGGGAUGGGCGACGGAGACGAAGCCGGUGCUUUGCUCUCGGCAUUCAGGACUCGCACCCUCCAUAGCGAGCGAGCUCCCCACCUCCUCGCUCACGCCAACGCUCCCUGCCCCUGACGCCGGCCGAUGCAGCGGGCAGCGACCACCUCCGCCCAUCUGCUUGCUCAGAGACGUCUCGCCACCCUGUCCAGGGAGCUGGGACGGUCCCUGGCACCGACCCCCGUAGGGCCUGAAGGCCACGCCGAGCCUUUCCUGGGGUUUUGCUGAGCCCCCGACCCCAGGGAAGGCAGCCCUUUGGUCCUAUGGGGUCUCCGUGCGGCGCUAGUCGGAUGCAAUCAGCAGCAGAGCAAGGAAGGGGGUCCCUCAGCUCCCCGUGAGCGCUGCGGGCUGCCAGGACCAGCGGCCAGCGCCUGCAUUGUCAGGGGGGCUGCGGGAUGGGACCACGGGAGCAGGACAGCUUCCCUCCUCUGCAUCUCCCUGCACCAUGUCAUCCGCACCGAGAGGAUCCGGGCAGCCUUGCCCACCCCCCGGGCCUUGCCAUGGCUAUAUGCUUCUCCGGACUCCGCUGCCAGCUACGGCUCUGUGUGCACGUGGGUCUGAACUCGCCCCACGGACACUGGUGACCACCCCGUCAAACCCCUGGGGAGAGGCCUGACCAUCCACGGCUCACGCGUCCGGCCCGAGAGGUGGUCUCCAUGGAAGGGCAGCACGGAGCAAUGCCACAGGGGCAACUGGGAGCUUAACCUCACUGAAGCAGGUCCUUACCCCCCUGCCAGCCCUACCAAAGCCAAAUGGAUGCUCUUCUGCAUCUCUUCCAGUAUCCAGCAGUGGGCACAGGGCAGGGGAAAGACGUGCCCACCGGCAUGGCCAGAUCCAGCAGGAGCAUCACCAAAGCCCAGACGGAGGAGAGAAAGCACUUUAUGUCAGGGCAGGGCAUGCUCCUUCGCGUGGGCCAGGACCUGAGACGUGGCCCCGAGAGAAACGUGCGAGUUGUGCCAGGGGCUCCACCGAGGUGAGAUGCAACAUGAACACUGCAUGCGGUUCACACCGCUCGUUCCCACGGCUCUCCCCGGAUUUCGCUGCCCGAGUGACUGCGGCAUCCCUCCCUGGGCCGCAAGCACAGCACGCACCCCUGCCCAGUCCGGUGCCACGCCAUGGGCUGGGGCAGGAAGGGGUGGUGGGGGGCGGAAGGGAUUCCUCACCCGUGUUACAGGCGUGGGCAGGACCGUGGUGCCACGCAGAUGCUUGGACCCUCUUUUCUGCUGCUGUGCUGAAGGCAGCGACCAGACACCUGGCCACAUGGCAUUGCCCUGAGCCACUGCAUGGGUGCACAGAUGUGCUACUGACUCCAGGGGAUGACCAGGCCCAUCCCCGGGGAUCGGGGUUGGAUGCCUGCAGGCUGCCGAGACUUUGCCCAUGCCAGCUGGCGGCUUGACAGAGGUCCAGAGAGGGGAUAUUGCUCCGUGGCAAUUGCCCCCAGCCUUCAAUGCCAGAGGAGCCUGCUGGGGGAGAGGAAGGUGAUGGCUCUGAUCAGAGUUAAAUGCCAGAUGCUGAGACCCCAGCUCGUGCCCCAUUGCCCUGGGCAGUGGGCAGUGCCCCGUGGUGCACGGAGGGAGAGGAGCGGGGCCGAAGGAGGUGUGUCUGUGUGUGUGUGUCUGUGUCCGUGCCCCCGUGUGUGGGUUUCUCCUGAGCUGGUGGUCUCCCCGCGCCAGGUCUCACCCUUCAUAGACCCAGGUGCUGCUCUGUCCGGAGAGGAUGCCCUGACGGGCAUCGUCCCAUUGCAGGCUGCUCUCUGGCGUGGCCUGCAAAAGCAGCAGCCUUUAGCCACCUUCGAAGGGCAGGAGGUGGCUGCGUCUGCAGGCUGGGCCGAGGGCAUACGUCUGGGGAACGGGUCCCCCCUCCGCAACCUUCCCAGGGUGCUAGCAAAGCCGCAGGGGUCCCUGAUGGCGUCUGCGGGGGGUGGCGCCCGGUUGCCACGGCCAGGCGAGCUGACCAUUUGCUGGGGGAAAGCUGCCAAGGCCCGUGCCCCUGCUAGCAGAGCCGGGGACAGGGUGACGGCGAGCUCGCUGGCCCCCCGGCAUGACGGGAACCUCACUCCAGACUCUCCACGACGUCUGUUUUUUGGUUGUUUUUUUUAACCUGUUCUGUAAUUUAUUGAGCCCAUUGGCCAACGAUGCUAAUCCCAAUAAAACUUAAUUUAUUGA
Molecule: messenger RNA, 3279 nt
Organism: Alligator mississippiensis (American alligator)
Lineage: Eukaryota; Metazoa; Chordata; Crocodylia; Alligatoridae
Gene: PHOX2A
Product: paired like homeobox 2A
Exons: 3
Coding region: 136-978 (280 amino acids)
Biological process (GO): regulation of transcription by RNA polymerase II
Molecular function (GO): DNA-binding transcription factor activity, RNA polymerase II-specific; RNA polymerase II transcription regulatory region sequence-specific DNA binding
Source: RefSeq, a predicted model, not a curated record